CAGCUGCCGAUCCACGUUCACUUCAGUUGGUUUUACUUUUCGCUAAGAUAAAAACGUUUGAGUACUCGUAUUUUAUCAACAGUCUUAAAGAGGCUUAUUUAUCAAGAUCAGUCUAGUCCAGAUUUCCACGUGUGUCUUUUAAUCUAAAAUGUUAUGGAGAGCGCAGACGUGUUUGUAGUUUAUUGUGAAACCUAAAUAUCAGAAUGUCUGAAGAUGCUAUAGAGAAAGUGAUCGGUCGUUUCGGCAGGUAUCAAACCUUUGUGUUAAUUUUGCUGAUGGUGGGUCGCUUGCCAACGGAAUUUGAACUGAGCAACGUAGUGUUUCUGCUGCCCAAUACGGAUUAUACUUGCUUAGACGAUGGGGUACAGAAUGCGACAAACUAUUGUCCCUGUGAGAGCCCUGACUUUGACACUAGCACGAUCUUGAGCUCCGUCACGAGUGAAUUUGGACUGGUCUGCAAAAGGAAGACACUGUCAAGUCUAGCUCAGUCAAUGCUGCAAGUUGGGAUUGCGGUCGGUAGUUUGUUUUAUGGACACAUUUCUGACAGAUACGGACGAAAAAGAGCAGUCGUGCUUGCCUUGUUCUGCAGCUCCAUCUUUGCGACGCUCUCAACCUUCUCCACCAAACUAUGGAUGUUCAUACUGUUCCGAUUUCUAUCAGGAACAGCCGUGGGAGGAACAAUGCUGUGCUGCUUCGUCAUGAUAAUCGAAUUGAGUGGAAAAUCCUUCCGACCUUAUGGCAUGGGGCUGAUUGAGUCAGCAUACGUGAUAGCGUACUUCUUUCUGCCAAUCAUAGCGUACUAUGCUCGUGAGUGGAGAGAUCUCCAGAAGAUCACGUCCAUGCCCUGGCUGGUGGUCUUUGUGUACUACUGGCUCAUACCCGAAUCUCCGCGGUGGUUGAUAACGGUUGGAAAGAAGAAAGAGGCUGUCGAUGUUUUAACGCGGAUAGCAAAGAGGAAUAACCGACUAACAGAGAACAUCGAAAUAAUUGUGGAUCAAAUAGAAGAACAGUCUCUGUCCAAGGACCAGGAGCACCGCAGUGGAUCCUAUUUAGACUUGUUCAGAACGCCCAGGAUCAGAGUGUACUCCAUCAUAACCCCUUUUGUGUGGGCCAUUUGUGCGUUCACAUUCUUCGGAAUCAACCAGUACAUUGGUCGAUUAGGAGGUAACAUGUACCUGAAUGUGGCUCUCUCCGCGAUAUCCCUUGCUCCGUCUCCAGGUCUCACAGUCAUAGCCUCCCUAUAUCUUAGAAGAAAAGUAACUGUCAUCACGUGUUUUAGCAUCACAGCGUUAUCUUUACUACUAUUCCUUAUCAUACCCAAGUCUAUGGAAGGAGUUAUAUUAGCGUUUGCUUUAUUAGGGCAGAUAGGGGCAUUUAGUGCUUUUGUGUUAAUUUAUUUGUAUACUACCGAAAUAUUUCCCACUGUUAUAAGGAAUUCUGCGAUGGGUAUGUGCUCGGUCUUUGGACGGAUUGGUGGUAUAGCAGCUCCUUUUGUGGUCAAUAUUGGAAUAGAGUGGGUGUCCAUUCUAAUAAUUAGUGUGCUAGCUUUCAGUGCAGCGAUCUCGUGUUGGUUUCUUCCAGAGACAAAGAAUAUAAUACUAAUGAAUUCGAUUGAACAAACUGAAAAUGCUUCUAACCAAAAUGACCGUGAUUGUAAAAAAUAGUAAAAGUAAGAAAUAAGAAAAAUUGUGACGAAAUGUGUUUAACUUGUCCUCUAGUCCUGUUUGCUUUAGGUUAAGAUUAAAUAUUGUUAUUAAAUGACUGCAGAUUUUCUUUGAUAUUGAAGAUAAACCUAAUCAUAAAGUGAAACUGAUAAGAACGAGACAAACUAAGGCGUUAGAAUAACAGAUUCUGAAUUCUAUGUGUAUUAGCUUAGUGUUCUUUUUAUCACAACAAUGGUAGUGAUUAUUACGAAAUCUAACAGCUACCUCAGUACUUUGUCAUAACGUUUUAGUAUAUCAUUGCCUUAGAUAAAAUGGAAUUUACAGAUCUAUAACCUUCCUCAAUGAUGAAUUGUGUUUAUAACAUAGACAGAUAUAAUAAAUAUCACUAGUUCUUAUCUCUAUUUGGUCUGGUCGUCAAGUUAGUCUUAGUAACUAGGUAUCUCUAUGUCAAAACAAUACUAUCGUAAAUAAACGAUACGCAUCGAAAUAACAUCUUGAGAUUAGAUAAUUA
This is a messenger RNA of Ostrinia furnacalis (Asian corn borer), 2175 nucleotides long. Its product is annotated as organic cation transporter protein-like. Gene Ontology annotation, molecular function: transmembrane transporter activity. The record is from RefSeq and is a predicted model, not a curated record. The transcript is spliced from 3 exons. Gene Ontology annotation, biological process: transmembrane transport. The coding region runs from base 204 to 1664 and encodes 486 amino acids. Lineage: Eukaryota; Metazoa; Arthropoda; Insecta; Lepidoptera; Crambidae. Gene Ontology annotation, cellular component: membrane.